Molecule: messenger RNA, 1253 nt
Organism: Mus musculus (house mouse)
Lineage: Eukaryota; Metazoa; Chordata; Mammalia; Rodentia; Muridae
Gene: Ly6h
Product: lymphocyte antigen 6 family member H
Exons: 5
Coding region: 473-892 (139 amino acids)
Cellular component (GO): synapse; plasma membrane
Source: RefSeq, a predicted model, not a curated record
GCUGGGGAGGGAGGAGCCCCAAGGCUGGGCGUCUGAACCCCACAGCCCUACCUCUCCGCUUCCCUCUUUCGCUGCGUCUUUGUGCAUUUUGCUUCCUUUAGCAGCCAAAGCUCUUCCGAGAAUCUGCAAGGGACCUCGGCCAAGCAGAGUGGGAGGAUCCUCCCACGCCGGGGAGACCGAAGGGCAUCGCUCCCCGCGCCGUGCCCGCCGCUGAGCCCGGAGUGCGGACACCCCAGGGAUGUGAGUGCGCCCCCCACCCCGAGGCCCGCACUCCACGCCCCGAUUCGCGGUGAGCGCCGAGGCGCGCGCGCGGGGACCAGGGGAGGGGACUCGGCGCGGGGUUCCCGGCCCCCCAGCCCAGGGGUGGGGACGAGGACGGGGACGCGGCGCGCAACCCUCCCCCGCCGGCAGGCCUGCGCCCCAGAGGACCCCCGCCUGCAGCCCCCGCGCCUCUUUCAGGCCCUAUCGGAGCAUGCUGCCUGCAGCCAUGAAGAGCCUCGGUCUGGCGCUGCUGGCCUUGCUUCUCUGCCCCUCGCCGGCCCAUGGCCUGUGGUGCCAGGACUGCACCCUGGCCAAUUCCAGCCAUUGCGCUCCGAAGCAGUGCCAGCCCACCGAUACCGUUUGUGCCAGCGUGCGGAUCACCGACCCCAGCAGCAGCAGGAAGGAUCAUUCUGUGAACAAGAUGUGUGCUUCCUCCUGCGACUUCGUUAAGCGGCACUUUUUCUCAGACUAUCUGAUGGGGUUCAUUAACUCUGGGAUCUUAAAAGUCGACGUGGACUGCUGCGAGAAAGAUUUGUGCAACGGGGCAUCGGUCGCAGGACGCAGCCCCUGGGCCCUGGCUGGGGGGCUCCUGCUCAGCCUGGGGCCUGCUCUUCUCUGGGCUGGGCCCUAAGACCCCUCCCUCCCUCCUGCUGGGCUUUGGAGCUUGUCCCCUAAGCCUGUUGCUGCCCCUCCCCAGCCUGGCCUGGCUGGGGCUGGGACAGCAAGGGUUUGGCAUCAAGGUCUGAGGCUCUCAACCUCCCUAGAUGUGAGUGAGCCUUCUCCGUUUCUCCACCAGCUCCAUAUCCCAAGCAGCUGAAUAUCUCCAGGAGUCCAGACAUCCUGGCAGGAAGCUGGGGUAGGGGGGAGGGGGAGGGCAAGGGACUGAGACCCUCCAGGUCUCCAAGGGGAGGGAGGUCAAGCCAGGGACAGCCCAACAGCCUGGCCUGAGGGGCAUUAACUACAGAGAAAUAAAGUCACUUCUGAGUCUUGUG